AGGGUUUGAAAAGUUAUCGAUAAAAAUGUUUUCUUCAAUGAAUUCUAGGGUUUGAAAAGUUUAUUGCUUCGAGUCUCAUGAAAACCUGACAUUUUUUUUCUUUUUAUUUACCUUUAACAAACAAAUCUCUGUUUGUUUGCCCAGAAAGGUAGAUUGUUUUUUGGAUUUGACGUAUUGUGUAUCAGAAAGAUGCUACCACUUUCUCUUCUCAAGACUGCACAGGGGCAUCCUAUGUUGGUGGAACUUAAAAAUGGGGAAACAUACAAUGGGCAUUUGGUGAAUUGUGAUACUUGGAUGAAUAUCCAUCUUCGUGAAGUCAUAUGUACCUCAAAGGAUGGAGAUAGGUUUUGGAGAAUGCCAGAAUGCUACAUUCGGGGGAAUACCAUUAAGUAUCUUCGAGUUCCAGAUGAGGUAAUUGAUAAAGUUCAGGAGGAGACUAAAAGUCGUGCAGAUAGAAAACCACCUGGGGUAGGACGUGGAAGGGGCAGAGGUAGAGAGGAUGGUCCUGGCGGGAGGCCGGCAAAAGGUGUUGGGCGUGGCAUAGAUGAUGGAGGUGCCAAAGGCAUGGGUGGAGGCCGGGGCAAGGGUGGGUCCAGUAGCAAGCCUGCUGGUAAUAGAGGUGGAGGACGUGGUCGUGGCUGAUAUAAUUGACACCGCCAUAAAAGCAUAUUGGAGCAGAUUUGCACUGUUAGAGGCACUCUGUGCUUCUGUGGGCCAGAAUGUGUUGUGUGAAGAAAAAGGUUGUUCUUGAGGAGUAUAUUAUUGUUCUUCUCUCUCCUUGCGUGAUUCGUAUCUGUUCUUAGUUAUCUCAUUACUGGUUUAUUCGUGUCUUCUUUUCUGUCUUUGAUGAUUGUGAAAGUUUCCGUUUUGUAUAAUUUGUAGAUCCAUCUUUCUAUUUGUACUUGUGCAAUGUCAUCAGAGGACUUCUGAAUGAUUAUCUUUCAUUUGUUUAUCAUUUUGACAUCUAAAUCCCAAUUAAAUAUCCAUUUAUCAACUUCA
Molecule: messenger RNA, 999 nt
Organism: Camellia sinensis
Lineage: Eukaryota; Viridiplantae; Streptophyta; Magnoliopsida; Ericales; Theaceae
Product: Small nuclear ribonucleoprotein family protein
Biological process (GO): nuclear-transcribed mRNA catabolic process; mRNA splicing, via spliceosome
Molecular function (GO): RNA binding
Source: RefSeq, a predicted model, not a curated record